ACGCAGACCCAAACUUUUUCUCUCAUCACGUGCCUGUCCUGAGCCAGUCCCAGGCAGCAGCUCUGUAAUGUGAUCGCUCUGGCCGGCCUCCUGACCCAACCGGGUGACAACAGUGGUUAGCCCGGCAGACAGAGUGCAGCAGCCACCCAGCAGGGACCCAGCAGGAAGAGAAGGCAGCGUCACCUGUGGCCAAGAUCCCAGAGGAGCCUGUCAAGCAGCCCACUGCAGAGGUUCCAUCAUUCUUGUCACACGCUAGGACCAGGAAAUCUGCCAUGCUCCUCUUGAGUCACACUGUGACACUAUCAUUGGAGACGGCCAGGGGAUUAAUGCGUGCCAGACCCUCUGUGCUGGUGUGGCUGCCUUCUGUGCUGUGCUUCGGACUCUGAGCUCGGUCCAGACUCAGGUGAAAGACGCUGGAAACAGCAGGUGGUGUCCACCAGAUGAAGGGAGAGGUUGGAAGCAUGCUACACAAUGAGAAGUCCAAGCAGGAGGGACACAUCUGGGGCUCCAUGAGGAGGACGGCUUUCAUCCUGGGAUCUGGCCUACUCUUGUUUGUAGCCCUCUGGAACUCAGUGACAUGGCAUCUUCAGAGAUUUUGGGGUGCUUCUGGCUACUUUUGGCAAACCCAGUGGGAGAGGCUGCUGUCUGAGUUUGAAGGGAAGGAGUGGCUCCUUUUCACCCUAGGUGCCACCGGGGUGCCUGCUCUGGUCUUCUGGGUCUUCAGUGGGCUCCUCCUGGUGGUCGACACCACGGGCAAACCCAGCUUCAUCUCCCGCUACCGCAUCCAGGCUGGCAAGAAUGAGCCUGUGGACCCCGUGAAACUACGCCGGGCUGUCUCCACGGUUCUUGUCAACCAGUUCAUGAUCUCUUUCCCCAUGGUGGUCUUCUUCUAUCCGUUCCUCAAGUGGCGGGGGGGCCCCUGCCGCCGAGAGCUGCCUACCUUCCACUGCUUUCUCCUGGAGCUGGCAGUCUUCACCCUGAUGGAGGAAGUCUUGUUCUACUACUCACACCGGCUCUUUCACCACCCAGUACUCUACAGGAAAAUCCACAAGAAACACCACGAGUGGACAGCCCCCAUUGCUGUGAUCUCCCUCUAUUCCCACCCCGUAGAGCACGUGGUCUCCAACAUGCUGCCGUUGAUGGUGGGCCCCUUCGUGAUGGGCUCCCACUUGUCCUCCAUCACCGUGUGGUUUUCCUUGGCCCUCAUCAAUACCAUCUUAACCCACUGUGGCUACCACCUGCCCUUCCUGCCUUCACCUGAAUUCCAUGAUUACCACCAUCUCAAGUUCAAUCAGUGCUAUGGGGUGCUGGGAGUGCUGGACCACCUCCAUGGAACGGACACUGUGUUCAAGCAGUCCAAGGCCUACGAGAGACAUGUCCUCUUGCUGAGCCUCACCCCGCUCACGGAGAGCAUCCCCGACUCCCCAAAGAUGCAAUGAAUGAGGGCCCUGGCACUAUCCUGGCUGACCCCUCAGCAGCGAGACACCAGGAAUGCCCAAGCCUCAUGACUGCGCCUGACAUUUUGCCCCUUGUAGCCACUGUCUCCAAUGAUGGCACCACUAGGGCACCAGGAGGUCAGCUUCCCAGAAAAGCAGGGACAAGGAUGGGGCCAGGGCUCUCCCUAACUUACUGCCCUUGACUUCUCUGACAGGAUCUGGAGUUGGCUACUUCAAACAGUGCUACUGGCUGGAGGCUGUAAGGGGAACUUCCUUGAGGGCUAUCAGCAAGUCCUGGGGUCCCCUGUGGUGGAAGGGGCGAGGGGAUCCACCCCAGAUGAUUUCACUAUGGCAAAGGCUUGAUGCAGAGAAUGACAAAGGGGACACUGGGGGCCACCUGGCUCCAGGAAGUGCUCCUUCUGGUGCCAGGGAGCGGUGGAAGUAGGUGGCACUCUGCCUGUUCUGUCCCAGGAGGCUUUCUUUUCUUACACACUAUUCAGGCCAAGUAGGGCCAGGACCCCUGGCUUGGUUUACAGGUCUCAGUUCUUAACAUGACAGACGUCCAGCACCACCCACACAGGCCAGUGACCAACACCCCACUUCCACUGUGCCCACCACCACCAAGUCUUCCCUCUCACGAGGAAAGUCCUGAGUUUCUCCCUGGAUCUCAAUGCAGAAACUGAAGAGGUGCCGACCAGACUCUUGACACCUUCUAUCACGCGAGAACCAAAGGACAAACCGAAGAAAGUGCUAAGCUGGGAGCUCUUUCUCCCAGAAAGGUUGCUGCUGUUGGGGACACUCGAGAUCCUUACUUAGCCAGUGUCCACCAGGAAGAGGUUAGAAUCCUCCUUCUCUCCUAGCAGAGCCCAGAAAACAUGGCUGAGCAAAGGGCAAAAUCUUUUCCUCCAAAUAGUUAGCCAGUUUUAUCAGCACCAUUUAUUCAGGAUGGUUUUAGCAGCAAUACCUUCUUUUUUCCUAAAUAAACUUACCCUUUAAUGCCAUUUUGCCAUUAACUAUCUGUGUUUGGAGAGGCAGCAAGUGAGCUCCCAUCUGCUGGUUUGCUCCCCAAAUGCUAGGAAUGUAAUCCAGGUCUCCCAUGUGGGUGGCAGGAACCACACAGUUACUUCAGCCAUCACUGCUGCUUCCCAGGGUCUGUCUCCAUUAGCAGGAAACUGAAAUCAGAAGCCAGAGCUGGGUGUUGAACCCUGCCAUGGGACAUAGACUUCUUAAGUUCUAGGAUACACACUUGCCCCAUGAUAGCUUUUCUGAAUGAAAUUUUAACCACAUACCAAACCACAGAGGAGCUUGGAUUGAAGCAGUCCCCACCCUGGCCUCCUCCCAGGAGCCAGCAGCCAGGCCCUAGGACUCAAGGGCCAACCGAGCAUGUAGGGACAGCAUCCUCCCUUGGCCUUCCAAAGCCCUGCCUGCCCACCUUCACUUGAUGGACAGCUUCUGGUGCAUCAAAGCACUAAGUUCUCAUGGCUGCAGGCCUGACCAUCCAUUACCCGUUCCUACAAAUAAACAUUGGGGAAAAGAGUCAAUCUUGAGUAUAUGCAUCAAAGAGCACGGCAGAGGAAAGAGAGCAGUAGCACCCCACCCCCACCUCCACUAAGAUCUUUUGCUUGUUGUCCAGUGGGACAAGACCAUUCUCUUCCCCCUUUUUGCAGACAGGUUGGUGGUCCCUGACAGAGGGGUCCAGCCCUAUCCUUUUCUCCAUCAAACAGAAUGGCCAUUAAAUUGGUAAAUAAAGGCUUCCAAAAAGGA
Oryctolagus cuniculus (rabbit) is the source of this 3200-nucleotide messenger RNA. RefSeq names its product fatty acid hydroxylase domain containing 2 (gene FAXDC2). The record is from RefSeq and is a predicted model, not a curated record. Gene Ontology annotation, molecular function: iron ion binding; oxidoreductase activity. Gene Ontology annotation, biological process: lipid biosynthetic process. NCBI's taxonomy places the organism in Eukaryota, Metazoa, Chordata, Mammalia, Lagomorpha, Leporidae.